Molecule: messenger RNA, 3195 nt
Organism: Penicillium soppii
Lineage: Eukaryota; Fungi; Ascomycota; Eurotiomycetes; Eurotiales; Aspergillaceae
Product: WD40 repeat domain-containing protein
Exons: 3
Coding region: 1-3195 (1064 amino acids)
Biological process (GO): mitotic spindle organization; regulation of mitotic cell cycle
Cellular component (GO): mitotic spindle
Molecular function (GO): protein binding
Source: RefSeq, a predicted model, not a curated record
AUGGCCACCACCCCCCUCAACGCGAAAAGCAAGCUUGCUGGACCUGGCGCAUCCUUGAAAAUCACUCCUUCGAAUUCCCCAAUUCUUCGACCAGGUAUCCGAUCUCCCAGCAAAACCUCCCAUCAAUCCUCCUUGUCCCUCCAAACCGUUAUCGGCACGACCACAACAACCCCCAAUGGAUUCUCAAGCCAUGACCAGAGUAGAAGCUUUGCACUCUGUGCAGGAUCUGCAGCAGUACUCGCAGAACUAGAUGAGAAUGACAAGAUUAGUCAACGCUUCUUUCGUGCCCGCCCCUCCGCGACCAGUGUCAACCCAUCGACCUCUUUUUACAACCAAUCGACUCCCCCAGCCACCCCAGACUCAAGGGCUCGAUCCCUAUCCCACAUUCGGUCCAAUCCACACCUAAGUCUUUCCAAUGGCUCUCCAUCUAGCGAAACCGGUGACACCGGUAGCCCGCGCGGGUGGUCCUCAAGAGAAAGAAUCAAAGCCGUAACGAGUGUUUCGAUCAGCCCCAAUGGACGAUUCCUGGCGGUAGGAGAGACCGGUUACAACCCGCGAGUGUUGAUAUUCUCGACGGCAAAAGAUGCUCUGCCAGACGUUCCUCUCUCUAUUCUGAACGAACAUACAUUUGGCGUGCGCAGUUUGGCGUUCAGCCCCGAUUCACAGUAUUUGGCGACACUAGGCAAUCCGAAUGAUGGAUUCCUCUUUAUCUGGAUGAUCAAUUUGAAAAACGGAGCGGCGAAAUUACACUCUGUGAACAAGUGCACCUCGACCAUCAAGGACAUGUGCUGGGUCGGACGAAGCUUGGUCACGACUGGUGUGCGGCAUGUUAAAGUCUGGCGCCUUCCAACUAUAACGCGGCCUGUUUCUCCCACAAAGACACGGCUCAAUGUUGAUGGGGCUCCAUCGCCAAACCCUGCCCCGAAGGCACUUUCUGGCAGGAAUUGUCUAUUAGGCGCACUGGGUGACAAUGCCUUUACCUGUGUAAGCAGUAUCUCCGAUCAUGAGGCGGUAAUUGGCACCGAUUCAGGCGCAGUCUGCUUCCUUGAUGAUCGUGAGGCAUCCCAGAAGAUGAUUACAGUGAAGCAAGUCGGAUUCAGCAUCACGUCUUUGGCUGUUGACUUUGAUCAGGAGUCUAUCUGGCUAGGUGGGCGGGGCCGGCGAAUCGAGCGAGUCACUUUUGAAACCUUGCGGUCGUCUGGUUCAUCAACACCGAUGUCUCCUAUACGCUUUGACAAAAGCGUAUCUGAUAAGAAGAGCAAGGUGCCCGCUAUCACUUGCAUGGGCUCUCUCAACUCCCAUCUUGUUACAGUCGAGUCUACCCGUGAGAUCCAUGUUUAUCCAAUUCAUGCGCUACUCGAAGACGGUGAACAGGAGGAGGGUGAGGCCUCGAUGCCCGCACAUCGAGAUCCGAUUCUUGGAAUUUGUCCCAUGAAACUUCCCAACGACUUCUCGGCGGAGUUCUUCUCAUGGUCCCGUAAUGGGUUGGUCAAUUUCUGGGAUAUCCAUGGGAAAUGUCGAGGAUCGAAAACGAUCGAUCUAGAUCAAUUUUCAGGAAACGAAGACAAUCCCGCAAACGAACUCAAAGUUCUGAGGACUGCUACAAAUGCAGAUUGGUUCGUUUCUGGUGACAAAUUUGGAGUAUUGAGAUUGUUUUCGAAUUUUGACUGGACUUGCACCAACAAAGCCCGCGCCCAUGGCGGUGAGAUCACAGACGUGGCUAUCCAAGCUACGGAUGAUUCCUGGCUAGUGGCCAGCUCAGGCCGUGAUCGAAUGGUGCAACUCUUCGAGAAACGCGAGAAUGAGUUGCAGUUGAUCCAAACGAUGGACGAUCAUGUGGGGGCUGUUGGGCAGUUGAUGUUCAUAAACGAAGGCGAAAAGCUGCUUUCGUGCUCUGCAGAUCGCACCGUUCUUAUAAGAGAUCGUGCCACGCGAGAGGUAGACGAUGGAACUUGUGUCGCCUACCUCAUUACCAGAACAAUCACUCAAAAAGCCUCCCCUUUAUCGAUGACUCUCUGCCCAGAUGACUCGAACAUCUUAUAUCUUUCCACUAUGGAUCGUUGUGUCUCGAAAUUCGAUAUCCCCUCAGGCAGACAUCUUCAUUGUUUCAAGGCCUCUGAUUCAGAAACAACUGAUGCGGUUAUCUUGAGCUCUUUAACAGUGGCACCCGAGAUCCCAGGCCAGAGUCCAAAGGUUCUCAUCGGUGUGUCAAGCACCGACAAAUCUAUACGAGUAUAUGACUUGGAGCGUGAUCAGCUCCUCACUGGUGAAUUCGGACACACAGAAGGGGUGACUGAUGCGUUACUUUUGGAACAACGCGGCGACGCCGAGGAUUCUCAACCCAAACGCACUUUGAUCAGUGCUGGGAUGGACGGUAUACUGAUGAUAUGGAACCUCUCUGUCCAACAACAGAUAUCACCAGACCUCGUUCAUGGCACACGGGAUGACGACGAAGGUCCCACCAAGGAGUUGACAGCCGCCAGGCCUCCUCUCCGAAAAGUUCUCUCCCGCAGUGAGCUCGCCGGCUUCCAACGUCCAGAUAGUCCCAACCCCACAACCCCAACGCCUGUACGCGAGCACUCUCCAACCCUUUUCCGGAAGAUGUCAAGACUAUCUCUCGCACCGUCUUCUCUGAAAAAUCACACCGUCUCAGAAACAUCUUCGCCCGCAAGCCGCCUCUCCCCAACCCUAGGCACACCCACAGACAGAAACCGCCGGUCUCCAUCCCCCGUUAGUCCAAAAUCCAUCCGAGGCUCCGCUUCCCGAAAGCCGAGCAGUGCAAGGACCAACAACCGCCGUACAUCCCUUGAUUUCCGCAAUCGAGGCAAAACAACACCACGCAGCGAGUUUGGAAACCUGGAGACGCCCACCGAACAACUGUGUCGCUCUCUCCGAGCUUACCGCAAAAAGGUCAAUGGUUCCAGCCAGCGCAUCCAGUCCUCAAAAGAGCUCGAGCGCGAGCUCAGUCUCACACUCCGCAUCGUCACCGGACGCGAUCACAGUAGCGACGAGAGUGCCGAGACAGAGACAGAUAGCAGUGGGAAGGAUAUUGACACCGAACGGAAACCCAGCAGCUCGUCCACGUUGAAAUCGCCAUGUCUUCCGCGCCAUAUGCCUUCCACUCCAUCCCUACGUCCUAAAGGCGUGCGACAAGUCUCGCGCAGCCGUUCUUAUGAUGCCACUGCAGAGGAAUGA